This is a messenger RNA of Etheostoma spectabile (orangethroat darter), 4386 nucleotides long. RefSeq names its product RPA1 related single stranded DNA binding protein (gene radx). NCBI's taxonomy places the organism in Eukaryota, Metazoa, Chordata, Actinopteri, Perciformes, Percidae. The record is from RefSeq and is a predicted model, not a curated record. Gene Ontology annotation, molecular function: single-stranded DNA binding. The transcript is spliced from 15 exons. Bases 504 to 3059 code for a protein of 851 amino acids.
UCAGCGCGAAAUUUAAAAAUAGGAGUUACCUGUUCACAUUAGUCCAUAUACAAUUAAUGCAUAACCGGAUAGUUUUUAGCUCAGAGUACAAUAUAAGGCAAGGUAACGCUAGGCAUAUGAAUGAAGUACGGUAUGUUAACGACGUUAACUUGCGCACUUGUUGGUGUAUAAUGACGCAAUCAAACAGCACCCGCGUUGUUGUUUGUAAUAGACAGUGGUAACGUUAAAGUUGUUGGCGAGGUUUCCCUCACCGAGAAAUGCUAGUAAGUGUUGUAUGUUAAACCAGCUGUAUUCAUUUACGUCUACUCAUUCCACUAGUUUAUCUGCGCAGCGUUACGUUUAAACCUAUACGCGUGUAACGUUAGACAUUGCUGCUAAUACGGCAGGAAGAAGUUAGCCAAUAAGCUAACAUGAGAGCAGUUGACAGCAGCGACAUAACGUUAACGGUACUGGCUCUCUGACAACAGUUAACUAGCUAGGUGACGUAAGCUUACCUGUCCAUAAUGGAGGAUAACUCGUCGUGUUCUUCGGUAGUCACUGGUCUUUCUCCCGCGUCUUUCCUCCAGAGGACGUUGGAGCGCUUAUCCUCCGUACAGUGCCUAAAACUUAACGCUGAGGAGGCGGCUCCUGUUGCUGUAGUUGCACUUCUGCGGUACUUAGCUGAGAAAACCGAGGGGCAGCAGCUCGACAGCUACAGCUACGACGUUACCGUCACUGACGGAGUCUGGCGAGCCAAAUGCUUUCUUCACCCUAGUUUAAAUCACCUGGUGCACACGAACACCCUGAGGACAGGGACCGACGUCAACAUCACGCAGUGCUCUUUUGUUUACAACGAGAGGAGACUGGGCCACGGUUACAUUUGCAUUGAAAAGCUCAGAUGUGGUGUAGGGAGGUCUGCUUUCCUGGCCCGUGUAAAGGACGUCAGCUCACUGCCCAUGCUGGUCAAGCAUGGCAUGGAGGGGAGUGUGGUGCUUCUAAGUGAUGUUCCCCUUCAAGUGAGCCGCAAACAUUACCUGUCUCUGUGGAACAACGAAGACCCAGAGGGAGACAUCUGGACCUCGGGGUCUCCCUCAUCUGACACAGUGCUGGACGUGUCCAAGAUCACUCUUCUUUGUAGUCUGGAGUCAUGCUUUAAAAAGACAUGGACACCUCUCCCUCUCCUAGUGAGGAUACUACACAAAUCCAGAUUACGGUAUUAUGGGAAGUUUGGCCUUAAAAUUGAUUACCCCUACCAGGCAUAUUUUGAAGUUGCUGACCAGAGUGGGACAAUGUCCCUUGUGCUUUGGAACGAACUUUGUCCCGAGUUUUACCAGAGACUGAACGUAGGCACCGUGUUGUACAUCCAAAAUUACACCUUGAAGCAGAGUUAUUCAAACCGCUCACACCCGCAAAUGGACCAUCACAGAAUGAAGACCUUUAACUCUGUAGAAAUCUGCCUGAACCCUCGCAACCCUGCUUCUGUCAUCACUGUGGUUUCACCAAAGAGUGUACUGCCUCAGUGGGGAUUGCCUGAGGUUUCCUACCAGUUCACCAACAGCUCAGAGUUGGAAAAUGUAUCCAACAACUCUGCAUGUGAUGUCAUUGGUUUGGUGACAUUUGUUGGUCGUAUUGAAAGAGUCAAGAGUAAAGGCAACACGGGUCCAGAAAAAUACUGGACGUAUCGCUGGAUCCACGCGGUGGACGGAACAUCUGACCGUCCUUUUAUCCUGGAGGUUUUUUCCUCUUCCCAACCAGAAGUCUUCAGUCGUAUAUGCCCAAUGACCUACCUGGUGUGCACUCAGAUGAGAGUUUGUCAAGUGGAAGGAUCGUUGCCCUACCUCACAAGCAGCUGCGAGACUGAGAUGUUCAUCACAGGCUACCACAAAGGUCAGCCGUAUGUGAGUGACCCCAGAGUGAAGAGCUUCAUCCAAUGGACCAAAACUCUGAAGGACAACGUUGUCCUCCAAAAGACAGCUGUUGGCGGUUAUUAUUGCUACCCUCCUCCCCCACAGAAAUUUACCCAGCCAAUGCCAGAUGCCUCAGCUCAAGCUCCUCUGGUUGCUGCGGCUGACUUGAAGACGGAGUUUGAGACCAUGCAAUACAGGGAACACAAAAAAGUUGCAUUUCAAGGACAGAUCACGGCAGUCCGGUAUAUGAAAGAGCCAAAGACCACCGAGUCUCGAGGAACACAAGAGAAAGAGCUUCCAGAUGUUUCUACUGAUGCGUGUAAACAAGCCGUACCAGACGCACACAAUCAUCCGUCAACAGCUGGGCAGACUUUGGCGGCCAGUUUAACAUCUGCGUCUGCUGAGAAAAUCUCAGCAAGCGGAAGGAAAAGAAGAAUUCAAGUGAGAAAAGCCAUGGAGUCCUCCUUAAAUCUUAAUAGCGUGUCAGCAAAAAGGAGACAAAAAGAUGCAGAGGAAGGACAAGAGCAGGAGGAGGAAGAAGAAGAAGAGAGUGACUCUGAAUCUGAGGAGGCUCAGGAUGUGGAAUGCCGCCAACUACUGCAAAAUCUGAAUCAAGACUCUGAUGUAAUAUCUUGGGAAAGCAGCAGUUGGCUGAAGCAACAGCAAGAAGUGUCUGAACAUCUGUGCCAAGGCGGCCUGUACCUGGACAGCGUGUCUCGGAGGUUCACUUUUGACGAAAAGAACGUCCUCUUGCAGCAGAGUAACCUUCAGCCGACGCGGUGGACACCAGAGCAAAGCUCCGACACCAUCCCUCCUGUGGUUUGUCCAGGAUACUACCAAGUAACAAUAUUAGGCAUAAACAAGCAGAUAGCCGUCGAUGCUGCGUAUUUUCCUGUUGUGAGCUCAGACGAGCCCAGGGCCGUAGGCCUUUCUCAGGAUCCCCAUGGCAACACAAUACUGUCCUGCCUCUCAUCAGGCUUCCUCUGUCCGCUCAGUGACACCGCCAGCCACAGCGAAUCAACGCUUCCCGAGCCAGAGGAGGUCUUGGUGACUGCCGGUGAGCUGGAGGACACGCAUGUCGUGUGCAUCUUGGACCUUUGCCAUCUGGGUGGAGACGAGAUGGAAGUCGUGAUCAGCAAGGUGUACAGAGUGACAGAGGUUUCUCUCUGCUAGGAGGGACAGAAGAGAAAGUCUUCAGCUCCGUGAGGAAUAUCUUGUAAUUAUUAUCAGCAUACAUUAAUCAUGUCAUAUUUUUGAUAGUUAUAGAGCAAAGGAUUUAGACCAAAGCUCCCUUUGAUACUUGUAAAUUCUCUGAUAACCUGUUACACAUGUGCAGUAAAUGUCACAUAGUUCUUUAAAUAAUGCUUUCAAAGAGUGGGAAAUGUUAAUGCAAUCAAUUUAAAAUACUGAAAUACAUAAGAUUGCAAAUUUGUAUCACCAUCAGAAUUCAACUGUGUAUUUACUGUGACUGACAGAUGCUGCUGCUGCUUUGGCUGCAAAUAAAGUGUCUGCUUACUACACACUGCAGGUUUUAACUCCCAACCAGCAAAUCGUCACUGUAGAAUCUAGAGAAGCGAAUGGUAUUUUGGAUGGCUGCCAUCCAGUGACUCACUGUGAAAAGGCCAUCACUGGGAGGUGUGACGGUGGCUCAUACGGGCUUCCCUCUGCUGUGUGACAGAAGUGUUAAAAACCUGUUGCAAAAUAUUUUAUUGAUGCCAAACCAUUUUUCAUAGAUUCAUACUAGCCUGGCUUUCGGAUGUGAAAAUCAGCUUUUUGCUUUAAGAACACACAGUCUCGUACAUGAAUCAUUUUUGCUCAGAACAGUUUGUUCAGAAUAACAAUACAUAUGUUUAAAAAUAUUUAUUUUCAAAUAUGUCACAAUAUCCAGGUUGAUUUAUAAAUAAUUCAAUAUAACAUAAUUAAUAUCAAGAUAUUUUAGAAUGUAAACUUAAUUUGUUCAUUGGUUUUAAAACAUUACCGAUAUUUUUUUAAAGCUUAUUUUGAUGGUAAAUACAGAAAGAAAACAAGCCAUACAAGUGCCUGUGCGACACCAAAUUAAAACGCAAACAGAAGCUUUACCUCCUCUAAUAAGACACUUCAUUAUCUGUUACAAAAUAACUUUAAUUUUAAAAUCAUGUAACAUACAUAUGUAAUCUAUUAGACAUAUAAAAUAAACAUAUAUAAUAUAUAUAUAUAUAAUCUAAACUUCAUUUUUUUAUUUAAUUGUUUUUACAUUCUAUUAUACAAUAUAUUCAAUAUUUGUUUCUGCACUGAAACUGCAGAAAUGGCUGUGCACCAGGUUUGUUUUGUUCAUGUCCGGGCGAGUCGUCCACAGACAGCCCUGAUCUGACUGCCCACGCUUCCAUUUAAGGUGUCACUCACUGUUUUACAAAUCAGAAAGUACAAGUUAAAUGUGAUUUAAAAUCACAUGCCAUCAAAAACAAUGACACUCAAUGGAAAAACUCCAUGAAGAAGAAAAGCACUCUCAAACUUGAAGAAG